Messenger RNA from Toxorhynchites rutilus septentrionalis, 1888 nucleotides. RefSeq names its product H/ACA ribonucleoprotein complex non-core subunit NAF1. Gene Ontology annotation, cellular component: sno(s)RNA-containing ribonucleoprotein complex. The record is from RefSeq and is a predicted model, not a curated record. Gene Ontology annotation, molecular function: RNA binding. Lineage: Eukaryota; Metazoa; Arthropoda; Insecta; Diptera; Culicidae. The transcript is spliced from 3 exons. Bases 229 to 1746 code for a protein of 505 amino acids. Gene Ontology annotation, biological process: ribosome biogenesis; pseudouridine synthesis; box H/ACA snoRNP assembly.
UUAGAUAGCGUACCGCGCCUGCGGGAAUUAAAAAAUAUAUCCUCAGUUAGUACAUUGGUUGUAUGGUUUCAUAUUAAAUCGAUUUAGAGUGUACAUUCAAAUUUCGAAUCGCUAAACGCGCACGUAUAUUUUGUUGUCGAAUUUAUGUUUACUUCACGAGGUGCUUUACGUUUGAGCACAUGGUGUACAUAAUUUCAACGUGAGAGGGAUUGUUGUGCUUUCUUACCAAUGGAAAACCAAACUAUACAAAAAGUGGAAGCCGAAAACACAAUGGAGGAGAAUAAAACAGACCAACAAGCAAUUGAACCGGAGAUCGUUGACGAAAGUCAUAGUAAAUCAGAUGAAAAUACAGGAAAAGUUGAAAUUGCAGUAACGGAGGAAACAAUCAGUGAUAAUUUGGUGGAACAGGAAACAGUUGAGUCCGAUAAGAACAUAUGCCCUCCUGAAUCUGGAGCAAAAGCACCUAUCAUGAAUUCAACGGAGAAAGAUAAGUCGGAAGAGAUUGAAAUGACAGAAUCGACGGAAGACAGGGAGACCAUUCAAUCAUCAGCGAUCUGCAAGGAAGAACCAUCUGACAUCGAGAUGGAAUUAGCAGAGGAUUUCACACGAAAAAAGGCAGAUCUAACAGUCACACCUAACAUCAAUGUAAAAAAAGAGAAAGGUCAAUAUCAGGACCAGGUAGCAGAGAAUCAGCAAAUCGAAUCCCAGGCUAUAGUUCAAAUAGCUAACAGUUCUUUAUCCUUGCUUUCCCAAUACAUCAGCUCGGAUUCGGAAUCGGAUUCCAACAUAACAGAUUCGGAAGAAGAGCUACCGAAAGAAAAUUACACCGGGAAGGACUCUAGUUCUGAUAGUUCAGAUGAUGAUGAAGUAGAAUGUCUCCCAAAUACGGCGGACUACCGUGACCAAGCCAUACUUGUUAGUGAUGCAGAAACUAUGCCGAAUGGAGAACCUGAUGGGUCCGAUAAGGAAAUGCUAUCUUCAGACGACGAGGAGCAAAAUACCGUACCAACCCCAGUGAGAGCGAAAGGGGAACUGCUCAUACAUGAACUUCCUCCGAUCGAGGAGCUAAACAUUUCGGUUCCCGAAAGCGAAUGUAAACCGGUGGGAAAGGUUCAGUCAAUUGUUGCCCAGAUUGUCAUCGUACAAUCAUAUCCAGGGAUAGAGCUGUUCAACUUAGACACGGUUCUUUUUCUGGAGAAGGGGAAGCGCCCCCUGGGGAAGAUUUUCGACGUGAUUGGUCAAGUUGCUGCGCCAAUGUACUGUGUUCUCUUCAAUUCUCGCCAGGAUGUUAUCGCCAAAGGGAUAACCGAAGGAACGCUCGUGUACUGUGCACCGCAAACGGAGCACACGUCUUUUAUUAUUUUGUCCGAUCUGAUGAGGCACCGAGGGUCGGAUGCCAGCUGGCUGGACGAUCACGAAGCGCCCGCUUAUGCGCUUGAUUACUCAGACGAUGAAGAGGAGCGAAGAGCUAGGGGUCGGGGUCGCUGUUCCAGUGGUAGACAAACACCGGAGGGUGGUGGCGGCGGUGGCGGCGGCGACGAUGGCAACAGACGACCAUAUAAUCCCAGGGGUCGUGGUCGAGGACGAGGUUACAGCCAUCGUGGCCAUCAUAAUGUGCACCACAACUGGUACCAAAUGAUACCACCGCCCGGGCCAUCCCAGCGAGUUCUAAAUCCGUUUGCUAUGAGGCCUGGUUUUCCGCAGUAUUUUGCACCGCCCCAAGGGCCUCCGUUCAAUCAGCAUUGAAAGAAAGCGCUUGUUUUCAAGUGUAUGGUAAGGAUAAACUUUGGAAUUCGAAGUUGAAAUAUGGAGUGAAUUCAUGGACGUGAAUUAUAAUUUUUAAAUCAGGAAAUGUAAAAAUGCUUUAAUAAGCAUGAAUUGAAUAGUA